UUUAUGUUUAGACCAACGUUGAGCUUUGUCAUUUGAACCCAUAUCAAGACAAAAUGUUGGUAGACAGUGCUGAGAUGCAUAAGCAUCUUUUCCUAGCUAAAGUGGACGAUCCAAAGAAAACGAUGCACUAUACAGGUGAGUAGUUAGUUUUGUUUUAAAACAAGCUGUGUGACGUGAUUUAUUACAACUAUUUAUUGUCUUUGCAGGCAUGAGCAAGGAAUGCCUUGAUACGAUUUUUAAUGAAAUCUUAAAACAAAAAGCAAAACGAAUUCACUAUUGGAGGGGUAAAAAGAGAACGAAGUUGACGACCAGCCAUAGUAUGUAUAUCAAGAAGAAGUAUGAUAUGUGCAAACUCACAACCAGGGAACAGUUUCUGUUCACAUUAAUAAGGUUGAGAAGGAAUGUCAGUAUUGAAAUGUUAAGUGGUAUAUUUGGCAUUUCUAAUGGGACUGGUAGCCGGAUUUUUGUAACCUGGAUUCUCUUCAUGAGUAAGGAACUAAAAUGUUUUGUGCCCUUCUCAACGUUAAAUGAUUUGCAAGGGAUUGAAUUUCCAACGGCACUUCGUGGUAUAAAGAACCUCAGAGCUAUCAUUGAUUGCACUGAAUUCUAUGUAGAGAAACCUUCGAGACCACACUGCCAAAGAACCACCUACAGCCAGUACAAGUCCACCAAUACCUUCAAGUUGUUGAUCUCAAUGUCUCCUUUACCUCAUCUUAAUUUUGUUUCAAGACUCUUCACUGGCAGUAUUAGUGAUAAAGAAAUCGUAAAAGAAAGUGGUUUUUUGGAUCAUCUUGAAGCAGGUGAUGUGGUGAUGGCCGACAAAGGUUUUAAUAUUCAAGACCUGCUAGCACUCAAAGAAGCAAAGCUUUUGGCCCCACCUCUUUUAAGGAAAGGAAAUGUGUCUGCUGUAACAUCAACUCAAACUCGACGUGUGGCCACAAUAAGAGUACAUAUUGAAAGAAUGAUCAGAAAACUAAAAUGUUUUACUAUUCUGAAAGGUGCUUUCCCUUUAACAAUGAAGCCUCAUGUAAACUCAAUAAUUGCUGUUUGUGCUGCAUUAGUAAAUUUGCAGCCCAGUUGUAUAAACAAGGAGGAAGAAUACUGUAGACUUGAGCUGUAA
This is a messenger RNA of Dendronephthya gigantea, 1120 nucleotides long. RefSeq lists its product as uncharacterized. NCBI's taxonomy places the organism in Eukaryota, Metazoa, Cnidaria, Anthozoa, Malacalcyonacea, Nephtheidae. The coding region runs from base 209 to 1120 and encodes 303 amino acids. The record is from RefSeq and is a predicted model, not a curated record. The transcript has a single exon.